AUGCAUGCACGUGAAUUACUUGUACGUGGUGAAGCUGUUCCUGAUCAAAUGAUUGCACGUAUGUUACAUAUUAAAAUGCAUUCACCUGAAGUAGCACAUCAUGGUUAUAUUUUGGAUGGAUUUCCAUUAAUGGAUGAAAAUUUAAUGAAAUUACGUGAUCAAAUGGAAACAAUGAAAAAUUGGCCAUUACCACCUGAUUAUGUUAUUAAUAUUCGUAUACCUGAUAAUGAUUUAAUUAAUAGACGACAAGAAGAAAAAAUUGAUCCUGUAACUGGUACAUUAUAUAUUAAAGAACAAUAUGCACCUACACCCGUCGAAAAAGUAACUGGUAAACAACAAACCGGUGGUGAUGAUGAUGAUGUAAGUGAUAUUGAUGAAGAUGCUGAUAAUGAUGAUGAAGAAGUAGAAGAAGAAGAACAAGUAACUGAUGAAUUUUUUUCACCCGUACCAACAGAAAUUGUUGAACGAUUAGUAAUGCGACCUGAAGAUUUAAUGCCUGAUGUUACUGAUAGUAUACAAUUUUUUAAAGAUCAAUUAUUAAGAAUGCUUGAAGAAUAUAUGGCUAGUUUACCACAAUCAUAUUUAGUUGAAUUAGAUGGAAAUAUGUCACCAACAAUUUUAUUUGAACAAUUACUUGAACGUCUUAAUGCAUAUGCAUUAAGACGUGCAGCACUUGUUCAAAGAUUUUUUCCACCAGAAGAAGAAGAAGAAGAAAUUCCACAAGAAACAAAUGAAAUGGAUAAUGAAGAAGAAGAAGGUGAAAAAGCUAUUCGUGGUGAUGCUCUUCGUGCUGAAGAAACUCCACCAGCUGAUGAAAUGGAAACUGAAGAAUUAAUGGCUUCAUUAACUGGUUCAAAUGUUCUUUCAAAUAAAUAUAAAUGGCAAAGAAGUCGAUGGUUACGUCUUGAUCCAGUUGCUCUUAAACAAGGAAAUCGUAUACCUGGUCGACAAGAUUUAGCUGUUCAUUUUAUGGAUAAAAUAUUCGUUCUUUCAAGUAAAGAAUCAUUAAAAGAAUUUCAAAAAAAUCCUCGCCGAUAUAUAAUUCAACCACGUGCACCAUGUAAACUUUUUCUCUAUGGUCCUCGAUCUUCUGGUAUUGAACAAUUAGCACAAGAUAUUGGUAAAAAAUAUAAUGCAACAGUUAUUGAUAUGGUAUCAUACGCUCAACCAAAAAUGGAUGAACUUCGUCAACAAUAUAUUGAUACUAUAAAAAAUGAAGUUCAACGAGCAACUAUUGACAAAUUACAACUACAAGCUGAUACUGAAGCUGCUGAAAAAGCUCAAGAAGCAACAACAUCGAAAACUGAAGAUAAAAUAGAUGAAGAACCGGAACCAUUAACUAGAGAAGAUAAUGAAACAACAACUGAUCCAAAUGAUUUCGAACAAACAGAAAAAGCUACAAAUCCUGACGAAGACGAACAACAACCACAAACAUCAGCCGAACGCUCGUCACCACCGCCCACAGAACGUUCAUCACCGCCGCCAGCCGAACGUUCACCACCACCUACCGAACGUUCAUCACCACCACCAGCUGAACGUUCGUCGCGACCAUCAAGUGCGCUUUCACAACCACCAGCUGAACGUUCGUCACGACCAUCAAGUGCGCGUUCACCACCACCAGCGUCUACUGAAGUACCUCGAGAAGAUCUUCGUGGUUUAGGUCCUGAAGAUGAAAAAACACAAGUUGAACCUAUCGGACAAAUAACAGCUGAUCAUCCUGAAGUAAAAAAAGCUGUUGAACAAGCAAUUGAAGAAGCACGUAAUGCAGCUGUUAAUAUACCAGCUGAUGUUUAUACUGAAUUAAUGUGUAAAGCUAUACAAAAUAUUGAACAAGAACAACGAGAAAAAAAUCCUAAUGGACCUUUAUUUGGUAAUUGGAUAUUUGUUAAUUUUCCAUAUGAUAAUGAAAUUUUGACAUUAUUAAAUGAAAAAAAUAUUCAUCCAGAUGAUGUUCUUGUUUUACAAGAUAGUCAUCCACAAUUAGAAGCAUUACAAAAACGUUGGUAUAAAGCAAAUCGAUUUGAAGUUGAUAAAGAAAUUCGUGAACGUGAAGAACGUGAAGCAAAUGAAAGACGAAUUCGAGAUGAAGAACAAAAACGACGAAUGGAAGAAAUGAAAUUAAUUGCUGAACAAGAACGGAAUGAACGUUUAGCUGAACGGCAAAGAAAAAUUGAUGCUGGUGAACCAGUUGAUGAUGAAGAUGAAACAGAUGAAAAAGAAAUGGAACAAGCUAUACUUGAAGAUCGAAAUUAUGAACCAAAAAAAGAAGAUUUUAUUGAUAAAAUUCCAGAAACAAUACCAGAAGAGGAUGAAUCAAUGAGUAAAGACCUUGAUAAAGACAAAUCAAGUAUUGCUUCAGGUCUUGAUCUUAAUCGUGCUCCACCAUCAAUAUCUCCGAUACCAUUUGAUCAAGAAAUUUUACCACCAGCUGGUAUUGAACAAGAAACAUUUAUUCAACAAGCUCGUAAUGAUAUAACACGUAUAAAUGAUUUAAUGAAAACAGUAUCAAGUGUAUAUAAUCUUGAACCAAUUUAUAUUGAAUUAAUGAAAGAAGAUGGAGAAAAAUUAAAAACAAAUGAAGAAUUAUUUCAAGAAGCCUAUGAUGCACUUGAAAAACAAUUUAAAUAUAUUCCACUUGAACAUGAAAAUAAUGAAGAAGAUGUUGAUGAAGAAGAAGAAACUGGAAAUGAAGAUGAAGAAGGUGAUAAUGAAGAAGAAGAAGAAGAAGUUGUUGAUUUAUUUAAAAGUGAUCGUAAAAAACAUCUUGGUGAUACAAGUAUCUAUGAUCCUGUUGCAUUAUUCGAGAAAAAUAUUCUCGUACCUGGAAAACCAGAUUUUACUGUUUCAUAUAAAUCUAAAACAUAUCGUUUUGCUAAUGAAGAUAAUCGAAGUUUAUUCUUACAAACACCACUUAAAUAUCUACCAAUCGAUAAACCACCAACACUACCUGCUAUGCGUCUGGUUCUUGUUGGACCUGAAGGUGCUGGUAAAAGUUUACAUGGACGUGAAUUAGCUAUUAAAUAUAAUACAUUUCAUAUAAAAUUUCGUGAUCGUUUACAAGAAUUAAUUAUUGGUAAAACGAAAAUGAAAAUUGGACCGGAAUAUAAUGAAACACGAGAUGAACCUGAUCCAGAAGAAGAAGAACAAAAAGCAGACAAACCAAUUGACGAAACUGAAGAAUUAACAGCUGACGAAGAAAAUAUCAAAGCAUAUUUACAAGAUGGUGAACCAUUAGCACCUGAAAUUCUCGAUAAAAUUGUUAAACCAUGGUGGACAGAAGAACCAUAUCGUUCACGUGGUAUUGUUCUUGAAGGUUUUCCAUCAACAGAAGAUGAAACUGUUUAUAUGAUUGAUAAUCAAUUAUUACCUGAUAUUGCUAUACAACUUGAUGCCGAAAAUAACGAUAUAUUAAAAAGAAUAUUACCAAAACGUAUGGAACAAUGGCGAACAAAAAUGCAAUUAAGAAAAGAAAAACGAAUGAAAAAUAAAGCAAAAAAAGAUCGAGAUAAGAAAAAAGCUACAGAUGAACGACGAGCUGAAUUAAUUCUUGAACGAGACAAACGUAUUGAAGCGGGUGAAACAGUUGAAGAAGAUGAAAUCGAACAAAUACUAGCUAGUGAAUUUCAAAUCGAUGAAGAAGAAGGUGAUAUAAUACAAGAUGAAGAAGAUGCUGACACAGCAAAAGGUCGCAUUGGUGAAAUGAUUGAACAACAAGCUAAUGAUGCAAAAGAAAAAAUUGAAGGUGUUAAAAAAGUUUUUCAACAAGAAUAUGUUCCAUUUGCAAUUGUUAAUGCAUCAGAUAAACCACGUUAUGUUAAAAAUCGUAUUAGUAAAAAAAUUGAACGAUUUACAACAUUACGUCAAAAUGUAUUCGAACGUGUUUAUUCAAUAAAAUCUCAAUUAGCACAACAAUUAAUCGAUAUAGGUUAUUUACAUUAUUCAAAAUUUGGAAAAUUUUGUCCUGUAUCUUUACAUAAUGGUGAUUGUUUUCCACCGCCAUAUGGACCUGAUAAAACUCCUUGUACAGUUAUCUAUCGAAAAUAUGUUUAUUAUUUAGCUGAUGAUGAAGCACGAAAUGAAUUUAUUAAAAAUCCAUUAUUUUAUAUUCGUCGACCACCACCAAAAUCACUCAUUCCAGUGAAAAUUGCUAUUGUUGGUCCACCAAAAUCUGGCAAAACAACUGUUACCAAGCGUAUCGUUCAAGAAAUGGGAUGUGUUCGUUUAUCAUUGGGUGAUGGUAUUCGAUAUAUAUUAGAAAAACAACGACAGACAAUUCUUGGUAAAGAAAUGCAAGAAAUACUUAUUAAAGGUAAUGAAAUAUCACCUGAAAUAGCAAUUCGUUGUUUGGAAGUUGCACUUAUGAAUGCAAAAUGUCAAACACGAGGUUUUAUUCUUGAUGGAUUUCCUUUAACAAAAAAACAUGUUGAAUUACUUGUUGAAAAAGGUAUUAUUCCAUUUAAAUUAUUUGAAUUAGAAUGUGAUUUAACUGAAUGUACAAUACGAGCUAUGAAAGAUCGUACUGAUCCAAAUCGUCAAUUUCCAUUACCUGAUAGUCCAGAAGCAAUAUCAUAUAAAAAUGCUAUUUAUCAAAAUGAAAUUUUACCUGUACGUCAAUGGUAUACAGAAGAACAUAAAAAUUGGAUGAAUAUUAAUGCUAAAAAUAAUAAAUGGUUUAUAUGGGAUAAAAUCUUACAAGAAACAUCAAAUGUAACAAAAAAAAUUCAAAAUUAUAUUGAAAGAAAAUCAUUUAAUAAAGCUGCUAGUAUUGCUGAUUUAUGUAUAUCACCACAAGAAUUAUUAAAUCGUUUGGGAGAAUAUGAACAUUAUUGUCCAGUAUCAUUAACAUUACGUGAUGAACUUGUUGAUUGUUCAGCUACUACAAAAACUGAUUAUACUGCUGAAUAUAGAGGACGAUAUUAUCGUAUGGCUGGACCAAAAGAACUUCAACUAUUUUUGGAUGAUCCUGAACGUUUUGCUCCAGUUGAACCUCGUAAAAUACUUCCCGCACAAAAUCGUCGACCACAUCGACGAACUGAAGCAGAAGCAAAAGCGAUGUUUCCAAAACCUAUUGAAUUUGCUAGUUAUUGUCCAGUAACUUAUCUUGAUGGUGGUAAAAGAUAUGAAUAUCUUGUUCUUGGACAACAAGAAUUUGCUGUUGAAUAUCGUGAUAAAUUAUAUUUUCUAUUAAAUGAAGAAGCACGAGAAAAAUUUAUGAGACAACCAGAAAAAUAUUGGAAUAUUCGAUUACCAAAUAAACUUCCUCCACCAAAAAAUCCAAUUGAUUUACUUAAUUUACCAUGUCUUGGUUAUUUAGAACAAACAAUAGCAACAGCAAUUAUAAAAAGUUUAACAGCUACAGGAUGUUUUAAACCAAAAUUUCCAUUUUUAUCUAUUCAAACAUCAGCAUUAAUCUAUAUGGCAUAUCAUCUUAAAGCUUAUAAUACAAAAAGUUCUGAUUAUAUACGACGAAAAUUUCGUAGAAAAUUAUAUAUAUUUGAAGAACAAUGUGAACUUAUUAGUUAUUUAGCUAAAAAAACAACUGUACGUUAUAAAGAUCCAAACAAACAACCACCAGAUUAUAAUGUUAAAUAUGAAACAUUUUUUGCCUUACGACAAAAUGUGCCUACAUUAAAUUGGUUAACAUAA
Messenger RNA from Rotaria sordida, 5646 nucleotides. The record is from the annotation of a GenBank genome assembly. Lineage: Eukaryota; Metazoa; Rotifera; Eurotatoria; Philodinida; Philodinidae.